Molecule: messenger RNA, 945 nt
Organism: Lindgomyces ingoldianus
Lineage: Eukaryota; Fungi; Ascomycota; Dothideomycetes; Pleosporales; Lindgomycetaceae
Product: mitochondrial 2-oxodicarboxylate carrier protein-like protein
Exons: 3
Coding region: 1-945 (314 amino acids)
Biological process (GO): mitochondrial ADP transmembrane transport; mitochondrial ATP transmembrane transport
Cellular component (GO): mitochondrial inner membrane
Molecular function (GO): ATP:ADP antiporter activity
Source: RefSeq, a predicted model, not a curated record
AUGACGUCCAGAGAAACGCAAGUGCCCACGGUGGCGAAAGAGGAAAAGGCAAAACCACUGCCGUUUCGGUAUCAGUUUGCUGCUGGUGCUGUGGCGGGGAUCUCGGAGAUUGUAGCAAGGUACCCUUUAGAUGUCGUCAAAACUCGAAUACAGCUUCAACAUGGGAAAUCCAUUGAUGGACAUGGAUACUCAGGAGUGUUGGAUUGCUUUCGGAAGAUCAUAAAGAACGAAGGGGUAGCACGACUAUACCGCGGAAUCACCGCCCCAAUAUUAAUGGAGGUUCCUAAAAGAGCCAUCAAAUUCUCCUCAAACGACACCUUCGCGCCGCUCUACCAACGACUCUUCAACGCCCCUAGCCUCACGCAACCCCUUGCAAUCCUGACGGGUGCUAGCGCAGGAGCGACAGAGUCGCUCGUCGUGGUUCCUUUCGAGUUGCUAAAAAUCCGACUGCAGGAUAAAACUUCUGCCUCCAGGUAUUCCGGGCUGCUAGACUGCCUUGUUAAGGUUGUGAGACAUGAAGGUCCGCUUGCGUUGUAUAAUGGCUUUGAGGCAACGCUCUGGAGACAUAUCGUCUGGAAUGCAGGCUAUUUUGGCUGUAUCUUUCAGGUCCGCGCGCAGUUGCCACAGCCGGAGUCGAGUCAGAAUCCGAAGGUGCAGAAGAUGGUGAAUGAUUUAGCGGCAGGGUUUGUAGGCGGUGUGGUAGGUACAACGUUUAAUACGCCACUUGAUGUGGUGAAGAGUCGGAUUCAGAGCGUCGCAAAGGUGGAGGGGGUCAGAGCGAAGUAUGAGUGGGCGUGGCCGAGUUUGGCGGUUGUGGCGAGAGAGGAGGGAUUCAUGGCGCUCUACAAGGGAUACGUAGCCAAGAUAUUAAGGUUUGGACCUGGUGGAGGUGUGCUUUUAGUCGUAUAUUCCGCGGUUUUGGAGAUGUUUGAAAAUGUAGUGUAG